This is a messenger RNA of Cariama cristata (Red-legged seriema), 1879 nucleotides long. RefSeq names its product transforming acidic coiled-coil-containing protein 1-like. Gene Ontology annotation, biological process: mitotic spindle organization; cerebral cortex development; cell population proliferation. Gene Ontology annotation, cellular component: cytoplasm. The transcript has 13 exons. The record is from RefSeq and is a predicted model, not a curated record. The annotation marks the transcript as partial. NCBI's taxonomy places the organism in Eukaryota, Metazoa, Chordata, Aves, Cariamiformes, Cariamidae.
CUCGGACUCCGAAGGUAAUUUUGAGACCCCUGAAGCAGAAACGCCAACCCGCUUGCCACAAAAGGAGUUCUGCGAGCCAUUGCCGGGAUCGCCGGAACCUGAGGCCGGGACCCAAGAGCCAAGUGGCUAUGCUGACCUGCUGGUAGGAGAAGCCCAGUGGGACAGCUCACCUGCGAAGCACCCCAAAGAUGAGGCUCAACUGGACACCAGAGCCCCUAAAUCCAGCUCGGAUACUAAAGGGGAAACCGAUCCUGAAGACUCAUCCCUGACACAGCCACCGGCUGAAACCCAGCCUCCAGAUACGCUGGGAAGCAGGGCUGACGCUGGCUGCACUGUCGUGCCCGCUGCAGAGCCAGCCCCGGUGCCCGAUGUCCUGAAGCCCGAGAUUGAUUUUACGGAGGGAGGAGAGAGCGCAGAGGCCAGGAGAGCUGCACCUAGGAAGGGCAGCAGGAUCCCGGCCAGCAAGCUGACCCCGAAGAGACACCGAGAGUCCCCCAAGAAACCAGCUGAGGAUGCGGAGAGGGGUCCCACGGAGCUGCUGCCUCCCCGGGGCUCCCCCCGGCUGGGUCCUGUGCCCUGGGACAGCCCAAGUCUCAACUCCUUCAGUGGUAGCUCAGCGCUGCAAAACUCACCGACUCUCCCCAAGGGCUCUUACCAGUUUGACCCCAAUAACUUUGACUCAGUGGAUCCGUUUAAGCCCACCAAGACCCUCGCCAGCACCGCUGCCGACUCCUGCCCCACUGCCGAUAACAACCUCAACGAAAUCCUCGAGUCUCAGACGCUGGAGGUGCAGGACGACCUCGUGAAAGACAGAGACUCCCCAAAGAAGCCCAAGUCGCGCCUGAUAACGAGCGGCUGCAAGGUGAAGCAAUACGAGACGCAGUCCCUGGUCCUGGAUGUUUGCACUCAGGAUGAAGGAGCGUUGAUCUCCAAAAUCCCAGAUAUUGCAAAUCGGGAUGGACAUGCCACUGAUGAAGAGAAGCUGGCUUCCACCACCUCCGUGCAGAAACCAGCCGGGCUGGAGAAGAAGGGUGAACCAGAAGAUGACCUGGAGUACUUUGAGUGCUCGAAUGUUCCCGUGCCAGAGGUGAAGCACGGCACAGAGGCAGGCGUUGAAAAGGAAAUCUCCAAGCAAAUGGAAAAAGAUGGGCCUGGCAUCUUCCCCGUCAAUCCGGGGCUAUGCUCCAUGGACAAGUCCUCCACAGCCAUCACCAGUGUGAGCAGGAGCGAGAGUCCUCUGGACGGCAUCUGCCUCAGUGAAUCUGAGAAGACGGCCGUGCUCACGCUCAUCAGAGAGGAGAUAAUCACAAAGGAGAUCGAAGCAAAUGAGUGGAAGAAGAAAUACGAAGAGAGCCGCCAAGAAGUCUUAGAAAUGAGGAAAAUUGUGGCUGAGUAUGAGAAGACCAUUGCCCAGAUGAUAGAGGAUGAGCAGAGGACAAACAUGACGUCUCAGAAGAACCUGCAGCAGCUGACGAUGGAAAAGGACCAGGCUCUGGCAGACCUAAACUCGGUGGAGAGGUCCUUGUCGGAUCUCUUCAGGAGAUAUGAAAACCUGAAGGGUGUCCUAGAAGGCUUUAAGAAGAAUGAAGAAGCUCUGAAGAAGUGUGCUCAAGAUUAUUUAAACCGGGUCAAGCAAGAAGAGCAGCGAUAUCAGGCCCUGAAAGUCCAUGCAGAAGAAAAAUUAGACAAAGCGAACGAGGAGAUCGCCCAGGUGCGAACAAAGGCCAAAGCGGAGAGUGCGGCGCUGCAGGCUGGGCUGCGCAAGGAGCAGAUGAAGGUUGAGUCCCUGGAGAGAGCCCUCCAGCAGAAGAACCAGGAGAUUGAGGAGCUGACCAAGAUCUGCGACGAGCUGAUUGCGAAGCUGGGAAAGACAGACUGA